UGCCUGGUGCAUAAAUACAUUAUACUCUUUCAUUCAAACUAUGAACAUUUAUCGUAACCUUUACAUCAUUCAUGAAGUAUUCAAAGAAUUCUCAGAUUCUGUUUUUUUUUAUUCUAUUGCAGAUGCUGGUUUCCACUUAGAUGAUAAUGGUAUCUUGAGAGAUGAAUUUGAUCCCUAUAAUAAAAUUGGAGGUCAUUGGACAGAUUCUGGAUUUGGAGGAGAUCGACAGUCGAGUCAGUCAACGUUAUUACAAACAAACAAUAGCUUUAACGAGUCAUUUCAUGAUGAUGAUGAUCGUAGUAUAAAUAUAAGUGAGUUAGAGGCUUCAAAAGAUGACAUAGACAUUGACAGAGGAUCAUUUUCUGGUAGUUUGGACAGGGAAUGGAACUUGGGGGUUAGACAUAGUUUUGAAAGUCCGCGAAGAUUAAAAGCUGAAUAUUCGAAGGAGAAUAGAAACCCUACAAAAUCGAAUUCAAAUAAAAGUGAUAUUUUUACCGAAGAAUAUUAUCAAGGGCUUCGGGAUUUGGGUGUUUUAGUAGACAGUGCUGAUUUUGAUGACAAUCAAAAUAAUUCUUUAUUAAACUCCAGAGAAUUUGAUCAACACUACUUUCAAGAAAAUCUAUAUGAUAGCGAAAGAGACAUUAAGACAACUCCAAGUAUCUCUCAUGAAGAACAUGUUGCUAGAAAUAUAGGGCAGAAUGCUAGAUGUCAGCCAGAAACAAGAUCAAGUUCAACAAUUAGCAGUCAAUCAUUUCCUGAAAUCACACCAGAAGAAGCAGAAGAGUUGUACGAAAACAAAACUUACAAAUAUGUGGACAAAAAAUCAGCAUUUGACUUUUUCCCAACCAACUCCAAAGAUGACGAUGAUGAAAUAUUCUUCAUUACGAGUCGAAUACCAUCAUCUAAAAUAAACAACCGAACAUCACAUUCCAUAUCUCCUAAUCAGUCUACCACAAGUACUCGGCCAGCUAGUUCAACUAGUCAUAGAAGCAGUCGACCACAAACGCCUUACAGUAGAGAGGUGUGGCAACACGAUAACAGUGCAUACAACGACGAAGGAGAUACCAGCUUAAACAGAGAGGAUUUACAAAUUGAAAUACCCACAAGACCAGAAACAGCUUCCCCUCCAGAAUCACAUAGAUCUCUGUCCUCAGAAUCUGGAAACCAUACUUCACGAUCUGGUACUGGUAAAAAAUUACCCAAAGCUGUAUCGCAAGAAAGUUUCUUCGAAAAACCGAAGUCUGACAAAAUGCCAAAGCGAAUGUUACCAAAACCAAACACCAGUGAAGAUGGUGAAUAUAAAAUCAAGAGUAAGAGUAAAAGCACAACAAAUAUUUAUGGGCGAUCCGGUCCUGUGAAACCCACUCACAUGACCAUCUCUGAAAUCACCCGUAUCACUAUGGAUGAUACUGAAGAUGACAACAAAGAUGGUAGCAAACCUAAGGGUGAACAUGUAGAACUCUCAACUAAAUUAAAACAAGAAUUUGUAAAACGAAAACAAGCAACCGUUUUGGUUCAACAGCUUCAAAAAGAUUAUGAUAGUCUUCUGUCCAAAUAUGCUCUAGCAGAACUGACAAUUGAUCAGAUGAGACUUGGUGCUAAGAUUAACCUCCAUACAGACUCUCCGAUACCUAAUCAAAUUCCGAUGGGGUCACUGGCUGUACCUCAAUCUAUCCAGUCCAUUAAUCUUGGUGGUGUAUCUGGACGAGCAGUUUUAUCUUCUUCACCAGCUAUAAACAACAGAUACCUCAGUCCAAGUUUAGAUGUCAGUGAUGCCUUCAACAGUUCUUCCUUAGCUAGUGAGAACAACAAAUUAGCUUCUACAGCUGACAAGCUCUUAGGAAGGGACUCAGAUGAUAGAAUGCUAAAAACACCAUCUGGUGCUGACCAAGUUAAAGCAAGUCUUUUAGUACAGACAAAACUCUUAGAUCAACGGAUUCAAUCUUUUGAAAAUCUGGUAGAAAACAAACAAUUGUCCUUAGAAGAUAAAGAACAAGUAUUUGAUAAAAUACGAACAGAUCACGAGAAAUUACGGAGACAGUACUUACAAUCAAAGGAGGACUAUAACGUGAUGCGUAGAUCGGGAGCAACCACGGCAACAGAAGCUAAUUUUGAUGAUGAUAAAGAAUUGGAAGGAGAACUAUUCAAGCUUGGAAUGAAAUUUGAUGUAAUGCAUGAACAGAUUGAUUCUCAUUUACAAGAAGGUAAAGAACAACGCCAACCAUUUCAGUCACAACGAUUGGCUGAUGAAAUUGAUGGAGAGGAUGGUAACCAUAGUGAUGCAUCUGAAACGGCUCAUGCUGUUGACCAAUUAAAAAAGCAGAUUCGUGAUCCAAAUGCUGGCAAUGACAUGAUCCAUCCAAAAUUAGAGCCUGAGUUUGAAGGGAAACUUAGAAGGUUGCAUGAUGAAUAUAAUGCUUUGAUGGACAGAUACAGACGAUUAAAACAAAUGGCCAAGACACCUAAUCGUGAUAAAGAAAUCGAUAACCUUGUUAGAAAAUUAAAGGUAAUCUGCGAUGAAGCACCACAGAUAUUUCAUUUACCACCAGAACUAGAAGAAAGAAUGGAACGAUUAAAUAAAAAAGACCAAGAAGCCAAAAAUCGAGUUAAAUCCCAAAAUACAGUAGCAGAACUUGUCAAUGGACAGUUUUUCAGUGUAGAAAAACAUACAGAACUGCUGAGGCUGAUCUAAGGAAUACCUGUAUGAG
This is a messenger RNA of Patella vulgata (common limpet), 2708 nucleotides long. RefSeq lists its product as uncharacterized. NCBI's taxonomy places the organism in Eukaryota, Metazoa, Mollusca, Gastropoda, Patellidae. Bases 41 to 2692 code for a protein of 883 amino acids. The transcript is spliced from 6 exons. The record is from RefSeq and is a predicted model, not a curated record.